AUGGAGUUGUUCUUAGUUCAGGCGUGGAUAAUUUGGAAUCAACGAAACAAGUUGCUGCAUGGGGGAAAGUUUCAAGAUCCAAACAUGUUAUGCAGGAGAGCUGUGGAGUACCUGGAGGAAUUUCGGAAUUCUCAAGGAAAUUUGCGUGUUGAUGGUGUGGUGCAUUCAGUUGGUGACGUGUGGAAACCACCUCCAACUUUGGUUUUCAAAUUAAAUUUUGAUGUAGCAGUGUUUUUGGAAGCUAAACGGACUGGAUUUGGUGCCAUUAUACGAAAUGAUAAGGGUGAGGUUAUGGUAGCGAUGUUAGUAGGAGGACCACCAGUGAGUAGCAGCGAAGAAGCGGAGCUGUUAACGUGUAGGAAGGCAGUAGAGUUUGCCACUGAUGCUAGCUUUACUGAGCUUGUGAUCGAAGGAGAUAAUAGUAAUGUAAUGAAAGCUUUAUCUUCUUCUUUGGUUGAUUGGUUGCUCUUAGGCAAUGUGGUGGAUGAUGUGCGCCACUUAGUUUGUGGGAUGCAGUGGGUAAGUUUCAGUUGUAUUAGGAGAGGGGGUAACCGGGUAGCUCAUGCUCUUGCACAGCAUGCUAGGAAUAUUUCUGAAGAUGUGUUUUGGAUGGAGGAUUCACCCCCACCAGCUUUCAAUGCCUUGUACCAUGAUUCUCUUUGUUAUAAAUAG
Messenger RNA from Quercus lobata, 672 nucleotides. RefSeq lists its product as uncharacterized. The record is from RefSeq and is a predicted model, not a curated record. Gene Ontology annotation, molecular function: nucleic acid binding; RNA-DNA hybrid ribonuclease activity. Bases 1 to 672 code for a protein of 223 amino acids. The transcript has a single exon. NCBI's taxonomy places the organism in Eukaryota, Viridiplantae, Streptophyta, Magnoliopsida, Fagales, Fagaceae.